AUGUCCCGUAAACAAUGUCUCUGUAUUGUCUUUGUCAUUCCCUUUUGGUCCAUCGCAGAGGGAGGGACUUUCAUCAACAACGAGCCUUCCUGGAACAUUCCGGCCGAAAUACGAGGUUACGUUGAGGAGCAUUUUGCCGCUUUGACCUCGGAUCUAACAAGUCGUCUGGAGGAACUCGAGAGAAGACACACGCAAGAUAGAUCUGAGAUUGACGUUCUAGAACGUGUUCGCGAUAACAACAUUGAUCAGAUAAUGAAUAUGAGACGAGAUUUAGAUGACAUCAGGAGAGAAAACAAUCGUCUGAAGGAAAGAGUCAACAUUAUCGAAAAUCUACUACAUAGACAGACACUGACAGGCCAAACGGAGGUGAACACAACAGUAUUUACCCAGAACACUAGCGAGGAAGGCCCUCGUCGCCGAGGGAGACGUCUCGGAAAGUUCAGAUCCAGAUGGACGGGAUCCAAUCACGAGAACUCUACAAAUCGUCAGACUGGAUUUAGGAAAGACUUGAAUGAAGACGAAAUACGUGGAGGGCAUCCCAUCGCGUUCGAUAACGUCAUCACGCUGGUCGGUGGCCACUACAGCAAGAACACGGGCGUCUUCACGUGUCUUCGUGAGGGGGUUUAUGCAUUCAAAUGGAGCCAUCGAGUCAACUCUGCAAACGCUUAUAUGUUCACAGAGCUUGUCAAAAAUGGACACUUUGUCGACAGAGCUAUUUCAUAUCAUGCCGCUAUCGGUUAG
Pecten maximus is the source of this 741-nucleotide messenger RNA. RefSeq lists its product as uncharacterized. Lineage: Eukaryota; Metazoa; Mollusca; Bivalvia; Pectinida; Pectinidae. The coding region runs from base 1 to 741 and encodes 246 amino acids. Gene Ontology annotation, molecular function: protein binding. The record is from RefSeq and is a predicted model, not a curated record. The transcript is spliced from 3 exons.